This is a messenger RNA of Formica exsecta, 3128 nucleotides long. RefSeq lists its product as uncharacterized. Gene Ontology annotation, biological process: regulation of lipid biosynthetic process. The record is from RefSeq and is a predicted model, not a curated record. Gene Ontology annotation, cellular component: cytosol. The transcript has 2 exons. Bases 508 to 1197 code for a protein of 229 amino acids. Lineage: Eukaryota; Metazoa; Arthropoda; Insecta; Hymenoptera; Formicidae.
UUCUGUGCAUCGCGAUAUCGUCCAUCCCACCCGCGCGCGUUUAUUAACGCGUCAAUACACGUGGCGUGCGAUAAAGAUCCGUGAUCGCGACGGUCGGAGUUCGUCGGACGCGCGUGAACACGCCUGAUUCAAGAGAGAAGGGAAUAAGGAGUGUGUGAGAGAGAGAGGGAGAGAUACGCGCCGCUGCAAUCUGCAAUCCUUGCCAGUUUCCGCUCCGCGAUGCUCCGUAUAAGCGUGCACCACCCCGCUCUUCUUAACUUCGUCGUCUUAGUUUCGUCGUAACGCAUCGUACGACGCUGCAUCGUUUUAUCAGUCUUGCAUUCCACAGCGUGCAUCUCUCGCGCGAAGAUAUAAAGGAGCGGUGAGCCGAAGGAACAUCGUCUCUCUUGGUCUUACGAUCUACCGUCUCUUUUCUCAGCGUUUUCCUUUCUUCUCUCGGUGAGAGCAUUCGCUAGGUGCGCGUGCACUCGUGAGUACAUCGUCAACGAUCAAGACAAAAUCGACAGAAUGAAUUACGGGGAUAUGUCGAACGCUGAUCCUGCCAGAAGUCUUCGAAGGAUCGCCCGGCACGACGAACCGGAGUUCAGCAAUGCCAGUAUUUUGAACAGCAUGGAGAAAUUCGUGCGCACCGUGAGCGAGAUGGAGGAUACCAUCUUGGUGCCCAGUCGUCUGCUGGACCUAUCGGUGGGCGAUGCAGGUGACACGAUUUGCAUGAAAGGCAAGCGCGGCUACACGGUGCAGGACACUCUGGCCAACACUGAUCUAUACCGUCUCUACAAUAUCAUCAAUCAAAUGAAGAUCGAGCUACUGUGGUCGCAGGAGCCCACGCGGGGCACCGAGAUGGACGAUCAGCUGCUAAUCAAGAGCCUUCCGGUCGGUAGCCCGUCCGCUGAACUACAUCAUUAUCCAGUGGCUGUGACCGGCGCCAGACUGGGUCACGUACGUUGUCCCAGCACCACCUCGAUGCAGAGCGUGCAGAGCGCGUCCUCGAUGGCGUCCACCUCGGAUUCAGACUCUGAGGUCGGCAUUGAGAUCGAUAGCGGGCUGGAGGGCGAGGAGUGUGCCGAUUUGGCGAGCAUUGCCGCCCAGAACUUUAAGCGUCAUCUGCGCGGCCUUCAUCGCAGUAUCGCCCGCAUGACAGAGGCGGCGGAGUAUUUGACGCUACGAUAUCAGGCCGACGUGGGCGGACAAGUCUGAUUUGCCGUUGUCUGUGCGUCGAUCGUCAUCGCGUCAAUUGGUAUUAUGAGCAGAUACCGUCUCAUCUUCGCCUCGUCGUCGUCAACUUUGCGGAAACUUACGCGACUUUGCUUGAUUUUAUAGAAAUCGGCGAAGUCUCAAGAAGCCAAUUACGCGACUUGCAAAACUUCCCCGAAUUUUUUCCGUCAUUGAGAUAUUGGAAUAUUGAUCCGUUAUUUUACUAUGUAACUCAUUGCGGGUAAAGUAUGCUGUUCAUGUGCUGAGAUGGAAAUAAGUUAUAUGUUCCAAUAAUGUAAAUUAAGACAAUAAAUUUUCACUGGUUAUGUAGAAUUGAACGCAAAUAAGUUAUCAUUUUCCAAACAAAAUUGAUACCGCGAGAUAAGAUAUUUAUCAUUCUUAUGGCAUCAUGAAGAGACAACGUUUAGUUCUGUUCUGCUUUUAAUAACGAUUUUCACGCGACAGAGAGGCCAAUUGAAUAAAAUUAGAAUAACAUAAAGAUCUCAGGCGAAUAUAAUUAUGUAUAGCGAUGUAAGCAAUUCUUUCCUUAUUCUGCCGCACAUGGAGCAUACUGCGAUUUUAAACACAGGGUUCGAUGUAUACUAGAAAGUGUACAUUAGAAAACAUAACAAAGGUAAAUAUAAAACAAAAAUAUCACAUGCAAAACACUGAAAAAAGACACGCAAUCACUUAGUUUAAAUCACUCUUACUCUGCAUCACAUCUUAAAUUGCAUUUUCUCGUAGGAUUUUCUUUCGAUGGAGCAUAGAUAUUGAGAAUAAUUUUAUAUUUUAUAUUUCUCUUUUUCUUAUGUUAAAAUUAAUGUUAAUUUAACUAGAUUGAUUUAUUUCUUUUACAAAAUAAAAAAAAUAGUUUACAAAAAAAUAUAUCAGUUUUCUAUCGAUAUGAAAACAAUAUCAUACAAAAUAGCUAGAAUAUGUUAUAUUAAUUAAUAACAUAUUCUACACAUUAUGAAUAUAUUUAAAAGAUAAUUUCUAAGAUUGAUGGUUUAUUGGUUUAAUGGACAGUUGGUUUAAUGGAAUACGUUUAUCAUAAUUUUUCAUUGAUUUGGAAACUAUUGUAUACAGACAAGUCCUGCAUUAAAUAAGCUUUAAGGAUAUCUCGAUACGCGAUCGAAGAUAUAUAAAAUAUUAAAAUAUCGUUAUAAAUUUGGACACUUUUAAGAACUACUUGUAAAUUGCCGGGAGAGAAACAUUUAAACACACCGAGAGGUGGUAUAUAUCAUUAUUAGGUGUUAUUUUAUGGAAAAAAGGCGAAAUUUAUUGUAAUAUAACUCAUGGCCAAUGGUCUAUAGUCGAAUUACCGAAUUACCUCUCAAUUACUGUAAAUACUACUUCGAAAGAGAACGCAUUUUGGAAAUUGCAGCUAAGUAAGAUUGUACAAACUAUGAAUCUUAUAAUCUGCGUGUAAGCUGUUACAUCAGAGACAUCAGAUAUCCCUUUUUCCUUAUUGUUUAGAUUUUCCUUUUUUUUCUUUUGUAAGUGAAUUGUCGAUAUUAUCGAAUUGUAUCUGAUAUCGCGGCGAUCGACAUUAACUUGUAAAUAUAUACGUAGUGAAAUAUGAUUAUUUAUUUCUACGAUUGUAAAGUUAAUAAAAGAUAUUGUUUAACGUAAGUUGUGCAAAUUGUGAAGGUAACUCAAUAAUUAAAUAUCCGAUAAGAGUUGUAAGAAAAAUACUGAGAUCGACACACGUUUCAAAGCCGAAAGAAUUCGAGAUCUUGGAAAUUCAUAACUUUCGUUUAAAGUAUAUAUAGAGCCGGUAUAUGGAUGCUUUCCUAACGCGUCGAUACCCAAAUGUAAUUUUCAUCUGUACAAUUUUAGGUUUUGUGUGUGUAUGUAUCGGAUUUAUAUACAUAAUAUCUGUAGAACUAAAGGUUUUUUAAAUGAAUAUCAUAGGAAAAGGCAAAAAAAAAAAA